GAUGAGGAUGGAGGGGAGGAGAGAAGAUUCUGGCUCGGGUCGGACCAGAGAAGUUUGGGCCUGACCUUUUGCGUGAUCACGUGACUGGUAAGAGGAGGAUGUGAGGAUUAGAGGUGAAGGUAUAAAAGCACGACGAGCAGACGACGCACUUCACAAGUGCGAGAAGAAGAGCAGAGAUUGGCGGUGGCCUCGUGGCAAAUCUGUGACAGCAGUCACCCUCAACAAAAAUGAACGCCAACCCCCCUGCAGGAAGCGCCCUGGCUCCAGCUGGAGCCGCCGGCCCCACCACACCCAAGAAGGGACCACCCAAAUUCAAGCAGAGGCAGACCCGUACAUUCAAGAGCAAGGCCCCCAAACCCGGCCAGAAGGGCUUUGGUGACGACAUCCCCGGCAUGGAGGGUCUCGGCACAGACAUCACAGUGGUGUGCCCAUGGGAAGCCUUCGGCGACAUGGAGCUUAGCGACUUGGCCAAAUACGGCAUCAUCUAAACCUGCCGCCUCCUGCCUUCCUCGCCUGCCUGCACCUCUCCUCUAUCUAAUCCUCUCCGGCCCUGCCUGGUCUCCACUUUGACUCGGCACGCCGCGAUAAGGCUGCCAGCAAAAAACUCCCCCGAUGCCCUCUCGUCUAUAUACCUCUCGCGUCACUCCACUGAGUGGAUGGAAAGCAUAAUAAUGUUCUUAUUUUUAUAUUAUUAUAUUAUAUACGAUACUGUUUAUAGUAUAUAUACUAUAAAAAGGAUCUCCACACACCUUACCCCCUCUCCCUUCCUCCAUGUACAACUCCUAACUUCUCCUCCCUGACCUCCCCUCUCUCCCUUCGCCUCUCCUCACCCACGGCAAUGGACACAAGCAAAACACUAGUUAACACUGGCUCGGAUUUGCUUCUAGCUGUCUAUUAAAAAAAGAAAUGUAAAUAUUUUGUUGGACCUUUUUACCUUGUCUUCCGUCCCACCUUUUGUACUUCUCCCCUCUUUUGUUUCGCAUUGUGUUUUCUACUCCUUGUGCACAAGGUUACUGUGAACACCAAGGGAUGCAAGGAGAGCGUGCAAACGUGAUCAUGGAGGAUCCCUUCUUAUCCUAUCUCUCUCUCUCUCCUUGCUGCUCUCUGAACCCAUGUCCCUCUUUAGAGAAACAACAAGGCACGUAUGUUUUUUGCGUUGCAGAAAGUGCAUCGUGUGAACUGGUAUGUCCUGAUAGGCGCAGUAAAAUGUGUUUAUUUUUAGUACUCAGUGUUGUCUGUCUCUUUUCUUUUCUGGAACACCGAAUAAAAACUGGAAAACAAACACGACGCUCUUGAAAUGAAUCACAAGUAAAAACACGGCAAAGGGAAACAUCAUGACCUGACAUCCCUAAUAAGGAGCUCGGAUGAGAAACAAAGUGACUCCAUCAACAUUUUCCAGCAGUCGUCUAACUCAAAUUGAUGACAUCUCCUCUCUGUGUCUGAACUACGAUGCUGUCUGGGUACAUCUAAUAAUAAUUAGUGCUAAUUUUAAGCAACAAACUCCCACAAGGCUCUUUGUUGGAAACGGAAAACAAAUCAUGGUGUUCUCUUUUGCAAAUGUCAUGUAACAAGUCGCUCCCUCGUUUGACAAGGA
This is a messenger RNA of Larimichthys crocea (large yellow croaker), 1594 nucleotides long. RefSeq names its product phosphodiesterase 6H, cGMP-specific, cone, gamma, paralog b (gene pde6hb). Gene Ontology annotation, biological process: positive regulation of epidermal growth factor receptor signaling pathway; positive regulation of G protein-coupled receptor signaling pathway; visual perception. The transcript has 3 exons. Gene Ontology annotation, cellular component: photoreceptor outer segment membrane. The record is from RefSeq and is a predicted model, not a curated record. The coding region runs from base 228 to 488 and encodes 86 amino acids. NCBI's taxonomy places the organism in Eukaryota, Metazoa, Chordata, Actinopteri, Sciaenidae. Gene Ontology annotation, molecular function: cGMP binding; 3',5'-cyclic-nucleotide phosphodiesterase activity.